Messenger RNA from Patiria miniata (bat star), 5418 nucleotides. RefSeq lists its product as uncharacterized. Lineage: Eukaryota; Metazoa; Echinodermata; Asteroidea; Valvatida; Asterinidae. The transcript is spliced from 19 exons. The record is from RefSeq and is a predicted model, not a curated record. Bases 262 to 5232 code for a protein of 1656 amino acids.
UUGGAACUGCACUUUGAAAAAAUAACACGUACAAUGAAACCCCACUUCAACACCCUGGGGUUUUUUAAAGUUAAAUUGUGUUGGCUGUUCCCAAACCUAUUCAGUUGGGCUUCACGCUUCGAUGAAAACGAACAGCAAGUGUUUAAUACAGUGCACUGCUUCAGUGAGAGAUUUUGAAGUAACAGGCCUAUGCAAAACAGUAUAAAAUAAAGUUCUAUAGACACCGGUGAUAAAGACGUUUCCACGGUCUGAGUUGCGACGAUGGAAAGUUUGCACGGUUACGUACGCCUGUGGGUGAUAGUGGUUGGUGCAAGCACAGCUUUCUGGCCUGAUGUUGUCAUUGGAAUCGAAGGCAUCGUCAUCAAUGAAUUCCAAGUACAAGGCCCGUCACAGUACGUCGAGCUGUACGAUGGCGGAGUUGGCAGUACGCUACUGGAUGGCCUGGCAUUGGUCCUUUACUCUGGAGCUUCUGAAGCUGUUUACAGCCAACCUCUGGUGCUUGACAGCAUCCAGACUAGUCAGACGGGAUACUGCCUCAUAUCGUUUGGGCCCCCGUUACCCAGUGCCGAUGUUAAUUCCUCAACAGUCCUGCUAUCGGCCGGUUUAAAUGCAAUAGCGUUGUAUGACCAGUCCGGUGGGAGAAUUAUACAGGCUGGAUCAGCAGUAACGGAUGUGGAUUUGGUUGAUGCGGUGGUGUACGGCAACUCCACAAAUCCACAAGACAGCAGGUUGGUGAGUGUGUUGUCCCAGGGCCAAUAUCCCCUUCAGAAGAGCGGACCUUCCAUUGGUAAUCAAGACACUUCUCUCGGUCGUUGCAGAGGGUGGAGGCAAGUCAUGCAUUCGUCGUUUCGUACAGGAAACCUGACCCCAGGCAGCGACAACGACUGUGUUCUGCCGUCGCUUGUUCUCAACGAGCUGAAUCCGACCACUAGUGAGUCUGGGGCCCAGUUUAUCGAGAUCUUUGACGGUGGACUGGGGUUCCAGACCACUGAUGGUAUUAUGUUAGUCGCGUACGCUGGAAACCGUCUUGGAGACAGCGUCCAUGUAUCUGUGGAUCUCACUGGUUACGUGACCGACGAAAAUGGCUUUCUGGUUGUCACCGCCAAUGAUACUAACUUCGGAGAUGUUACCAGCCCAACGCUUAAUAGACCGAAAGUGUUCAUUCCGAGAAAAGCGACGGGUAUUGCACUGCAUUUAGGAGCACCAAAGCGUUUUGCACAGGGCAAACCAAUUACAGAUUACCACCUGAUCGACGCAAUCGUGUAUCAGCUUGACGGGGGUACCGUUGACCACGCAUUGCUAGACGUAUUGACACCAGGACAGGAUACCGUUGUUGAUCAGGACUCGACGGAUGAUCAGGAUUACUCUAUUAGUCGCUGCUACUGUUGUUCAACUCGUAACGUUUCAGCAUUUGGCAGGGCACCAAUAAGUCCAGGUGCUAUCAAUCGAAUGUGCAGUAUCGGUAAUCGCACCAUCCUCGAAACACCACCCAAUGCCGUCAGAAUCAACGAAGUCCACAUCGGCACAUCGGGUUCGACCGAUGGAGACUUUGUGGAAAUCUACGACGAGGGAUAUGGGCUGACUGCCUUGGCUGGCAAAGUGUUAGUGGUGUUCAUCGGUACUGAGGAAGGCGGAAGAUCUCACAGAAUUGUAGACCUUCUACGUUCAGCCACGAACAGCGAGGGUUAUCUUGUGAUUGCGCCCUCUUCCGUCAGCCCUGCAUCCGAUUUUGGUAACUUGAAUGCCGAUUGGCUCAGAGAUGGACUGGACAUGCAGCAAGUAGCUGGUGCCGUGGCACUAUACAAGCGACCCGUUGCCGGUUUUACACCGGGCAGUGGUCCCACUAUGGACGGCCUGCUGGAUGCGGUCGUCUUCGGCAAUAAAUCCACGUUGACGUUAGGACUGCUUGACAGGCUUCUACCGGGACAAGCUAUAGCACAGAACUUCUUACCUGACACAGGCUCGUCUAUUCUGAGGUGCUAUUCUCUUCAUCCACUUGACCAAGCUGCAUUUGCAGCUGGUUCUCCGUCGCCUGUUGCCGCAAACACCUGUCCUCCGCCGCCGUGUUAUCUAAACGAGCUGAACUCCCUGUCCUCAUCGUCAUCCGGGGUCUUUGUGGAAUUCGCCUGUGCUGGACUGCCAUAUUUCCCACUGGAUACUGUUAUCGCGGUGAUGUGGAAUUCAGACGUUAUUAUCGCUGGGCCAUUAGCGCGUCGGAGGACAAACAAAGACGGCUUCGCGUCAUCGAAUUUCAAUCGAAUAGGCAGAGUUCCGAAUGCGUUUGCACUUGCUCUGUACUAUUCCCCGCAUGCCAUCGAUCUGCUUGACGAGAAUAAGGAGGUUAGGUUAACCAGCACGGGGCUGCUUGACGCCGUGGUUGUGGAGAAGGAAGGCAACCAGGAGGAUCUGACUGACUGGCUCAGCGUCCUUACGCCGGGGAAACCCCCAGUCCGUGAGGACGAGGCUUUCAGCCACAGGGAUGAAUCACUUAGCCGCUGCAUGGUUGACGGUGAUUGGACAUUCGUUCUUGCCCACGUAUCCAGGGAUAGCAGAAAUCACUGCCCGACCAGAGACAAUCCAGACGUCCUCAUUAACGAGAUUAAUCUGCCUGAACGAGAACAGUUCAUUGAACUCUUCGAUCUCGGCAGUGGAUUUACUCUUCUAGAUGACUUCUUAGUGGUUCUCUACAGUGCUGCUGGGAAUGCUUUACAAGUUAUUUCACUUGCUGGAUACACCACAGAUGCGAGAGGUUACUUUGUUCUGGGGGUUCAGGAUGCCCAUAACAUCGGCGGUGUAUACUACGAAUUUGCUGAAGGCUUUAUAGAUCCAAAUAGUGGGGGCGUGGCCCUGUAUAGAACCGAGGGCGGCAGUUUUACACUGUUAGUAGGAGACAUGGUAACCACUCAAGGCUUGGUUGAUGCUGUCAUCUACACGAACGAUCAGGGGAACCUUGGCCCUGCGCUGUACACACUGAUGUCAGAUGAUACCUCAUUGGGGCUGGAUUCCGGUGACCUGCAUUUCAGUCGGUGCCUCUCGGGUGAAUAUCGCUCUUCCAGUGCCUUCAGUGGCGACCGCCCACCGACCGUGGCAGCCAUGAACGACUGCCCCGUGUACCCAUCCCGUGAUGUCAUCAUCAACGAGUUGAACUUUGGUGAGCCCUCGUCGACUCCCGAGGCUUACGCGGAGCUGUACGACGGAGGCCGAGGCAACACGCCGCUUACCUACCUCACCUUGGUGGCUUUUGCUGCCAUUGAUAACAACGGGGCGUAUCAGACUGUGGAUCUGAGUGGCUAUCAAACCAAUGAGCAAGGGUACUUCUUGGUCGGAUCUCAUGAUUCAGCUGAUCUGGUUGUGACACUGGAGCGUACGUAUGGAACAAGAUUUGAACCUCACGGCGCCGGUGCUAUCGCCCUCUAUCGGUCGCAUCCUGGUGUCUUCUAUCACGCAGCCCCAGCAACUAAGAGAAGUCUGCUAGAUGCCGUUGUGUACACCUUAGACACAGAGGAGGAAACCACACUGGUUGACGACCUCUUGCCAAGCGGUAGUUUUAUCAUCUUCGAGGACGAGAGUCUUGCGGAGGAAGACGGCACCGAUGAGAGUAUCAGCCGAUGUUUUGAUGCCAACAGAUUGAGUCAGAGUGCCUUCAAGUUGACUACACCCACGCCCAAGGGGCCUAACUCAUGCGGCCCUGAAGAACCAACGCCUGCUGGUAUCUUUGUUAGUGAAGUGAAUGUGAAAUCUCCACCUGGACGUGGUUUCGUGGAGCUGUUUGACGGUGGCCAGGGCAGCACGUCCCUGGAUGGAUAUCUGCUGAUCUUUUACCAAGCUCCUCGAGACCGAUCCUUCUACGAAGUAGACUUGACGGGAAAACGAUCCGGUUCAUCUGGAUAUUUAGUUAUCGGUGGGUCCGGUGUUACUCCAACACCAGACGUGAUCGCAGACGAUCUUUCCUUCCCAGACGGACCGGGCGCAGUGGCCGUCUAUCGGGGUACCAUCGACUUGUUUCCUCUGGGCACAGUGGCAACUUCCCGGUCUCUCGUCGACGUGGUCGUCUACGGCGAUCCUCAAGAUCGGGCGGACGGUCUCAUAGCCAAACUGGUACCCGGCCAGAUACAGGCGUAUGAAAACAGUGAGCUGGUGAACGGCGAGGACGUGUCGUUGUCCAGGUGCAUAUCGCAGUCCCCACUGAACGUGGCUGCCUUCGUGUCUACACUGAAGACUCCAGGUUCCCCCAAUAACUGCGAUGCACUGUACAAGCCCGUUUACAUCAACGAAAUAAGCCCCCACGGUGCACCGUCCGAGAGGUUCAUAGAGUUGUACAACGACGGAGCUGGCUACAGUUCCUUGGAUGCUAUUGUCCUGUUGCUGCUUGAGGAAGGGUUCAACAUACCGUAUAGUGUGAUUCCCUUGACGGGGAAUCGGACAGACAGUAAUGGCUACUAUCUGAUCGAGAAUGUGACCGAGCUAAGGCCCAUCGGUCAGGUGGCCCUCUAUCGAGGAGACUAUGCCACGUUUAACACGGGGCGUGCCCCAAUUGGCUCCAUGGUAGACCAGCAGACAUACAGCACGCAUGGCGUUGAUAUAGCCCUACUCGAGGGAAGUUCGACCGUUUCGAAGGAAACCUUUUCCAGGUGUAACAGGUGUCAAUCCUCCCUGGGUUCGUACCUCCCCCUUGCCCCAGCGUCGCCCGGCUACAAGAACUUGUGUCCAAUCUCUGCCUUCGGCACCCAAGUCACUGUAACCCUGACUGAUGCCUCGUAUGACGCCUGGAACUCAGAUAGCACCUUAAAGCCUGCCCUGGAGAGGGUCCUUGCUAAGGGUAUCAACUCCCAAUGUAGAUGCGGCUUCACAGUGGACUAUUUUUGCGACCCGAAGCUGCUUAAAGGUAGCGUUGUUUACCAAGCCAAUAUGUACGCCACCGGCCCUGGCCAGUCCAGACUACUGACCCAGAGCUUCCAAGCGUUCCUGAUGGAAACAGACAAGAUAACUGUGGACGGGAAAGCGUACACUGUCUCUGGUGAUAAAAUGGCAAACCAAACUGGAACCCCUGUGUACGUGGUUGUCCUACCAGUGCUUUUUGCUGUUAUUGUAAUCAUUGCACUGAUCAUUGCCGCAGGAUACUUCGUCAAGAAGAGGAAAUCAGCAUCACGGUUUGAUGACGACGUCAAACUUGAGGAAAGAAAUCACAAUGUUGAAUUUGAUAAUCCUUCCUACACAAAUGAUGGCAAGUGAAUACAGCAGGCCAAUGGUAUAGGGCCAUAGGCGUAAUUUUUAUUCCUAGGAGGGUUAGGGGCAAUGUCAUGAAUAAUUCAUGUUUAUCCAUGAGAACGGACAAUGACAUCAACAGCAUUGUUGUUAGUUACUCAACUAGUUACAAUACAUUAAAGCAUUUUAAAGAACGGUUGUCGUCGAGCUACC